AUGUAUGCGAAGGAGCGUAAGACCACGAAGCCGCACAACAGCAGUGUGGCAUUGUCUGCCACGGCGCCGGCAGCAGCCCUUGUGCUGGCCUCCACGCAGCGGCUUACGCGGAGUUACGGACUCUCGUUCUGCGUGCUCCGGCGCGAAAAGAACGGCGGGGUGCUCUGCACGCCGCUGCAGGAAGCCUUCAGCGCGACAGACGUGGAUGCUGUGAUGCGGCAGGAGGGGCUGAAGGUGUCGCGAAACUCCGUCUUGCUGCGCCGCUACGCGGACGAGUGGAGUCGCAGGUGGACUCAGUUNCCCAGUGAGCCCCAACAACAACCGCAGCAGCCAGAACAGCCGCACGAGAGGAAACCAAAGCGCUUCCACACCGUGCCCAGUCUUCCGGAUGCCCUUCAUACGUUCCUGGCCAGCAUGGGCGCUGCGAGUGCCUCGGAGUCCUUCUCUUUGAUCGGCGGCUUGAUGCCCGCUGCAGGAGAAAGGAGUGAGGGCGAUUCUGGCAGCGCCUUAUCGACGGCGUCGACGCCUCCAGUGCAGCCGCUCACCUCGCUGUACAUAAACGCCAUUGACGCCAUCGCCGACACCACCGAGGAUCUGUCACGCCAGGCAAAGGCGGCAUGUGCCCUUCGCCAUCAGUGUGAAACCCAGGGGCACAAAGAGGAAGAGACGAACAUCACAGAGGACAGUACAACGGGGAGUGAAGACGACUUACCACAGCCUUCGUAUCGUUUUUUCGUCCUGGCACCGUAUGCACCGUACGCUGCACUCUACGCGGCCUCGAACGGUGUCGCCGCAACUGAAACAGAAGCAGCGACGCCUUCGUUUUGCGGUGGUGAGGCGUGUGAGAUCCUCCUUGUGUACAGGUGCCCCAGGGAGGCGGCCCGUGUGGUGGGGGUGCCGGUCCCCACCGAGAACCCAGAGGUGUGGGGGCGCGUGCAGUACCAGCAGGUGGGAGACGCUGAGCGCAGUGGAGCAGCAACACGUGUAGGCAGCAGCGACGAGCUCUUCUUCAUAGCGCAGAGCGUGGAGGACUAUCUUCGGCUCGGCACCGCAUUUGCGUGGGUGUACGGCUGGCAGCUUUGCUACGCAUCGCAUGGGCCACCCCCGCGGUCGCUGCCGUGGCUGAAGCUCUUCGCGCCCGGUGCCCUAUCCGCCGCCAUCGCCGCAGCCGCAGUUGAUGUUUCUCCGCCCCACUGA
This is a messenger RNA of Trypanosoma grayi, 1197 nucleotides long. RefSeq lists its product as hypothetical. The record is from RefSeq and is a predicted model, not a curated record. NCBI's taxonomy places the organism in Eukaryota, Euglenozoa, Kinetoplastea, Trypanosomatida, Trypanosomatidae. The transcript has a single exon. The coding region runs from base 1 to 1197 and encodes 398 amino acids.